Molecule: messenger RNA, 426 nt
Organism: Vicia faba (fava bean)
Lineage: Eukaryota; Viridiplantae; Streptophyta; Magnoliopsida; Fabales; Fabaceae
Source: the annotation of a GenBank genome assembly
AUGACAAAAUCACUAGUGAUGAAGGUAUUUGUGCCACGGAAUUUGAAAGGAGAUAUGGAGUUUUUUGCGAUAGCGAGGAGGAGAUUUGUUGAUCAGAAGGAGAUCACAAUGUUGAGACAAACCCCGAUUGAGAGGGUGACGAACGAAAUGUGUGGUCAUGGAGGAACUGAUUUGAUACAUUAUGCUGAAGAAAUAAGAUGGGGUUGGAUUUGGAGUGUGGACCGAGUUCCACUAGGCCCAUCAUGUUUUUUGGGAACCAUUGGUGGAGAAAAUAAAGCGCUUAGGCUCAUGGUGGUUGGAUUGAAGCAACCAGACCCAUUUCCGGUUUUUUUUGUGAAGUCUGAAACUAUGGGGGCAAAAGAAAAAAGCUGCUUUUGGAUCACAUUGUUGGGCCUUAGCGCCAACUUACUCCACCAUAGGCCCUAA